Fonsecaea pedrosoi CBS 271.37 is the source of this 930-nucleotide messenger RNA. RefSeq lists its product as uncharacterized. Bases 1 to 930 code for a protein of 309 amino acids. The record is from RefSeq and is a predicted model, not a curated record. The transcript is spliced from 2 exons. NCBI's taxonomy places the organism in Eukaryota, Fungi, Ascomycota, Eurotiomycetes, Chaetothyriales, Herpotrichiellaceae.
AUGCUCGACUGGCACGACUUUGACGCAGUCUUUCAGCCAAAGACCGACUAUGCUUAUGACACCCGAACGGUUGAGAGUAUCCUCAAACACCGCAAGGAAUUCGGUGACCAGCUAUUCUUUGACCGCAUCUGGAAGACCAUUGGCCUUACAAGACCUGCAAGGAAUAACUAUCCACCUCGAUCCAACCAGGAUCUGCGCAAUUUGUGGUCCAAGAUUGUUCAGUCGACCGCUCCCGAUGAACAGAAACUCGCCCUUCUCUACUACCUGCUCCGAGACUGUCGCCAGCUGCCCAAUGCCGACUCGAACUUUGCCCGAAGAACAUAUCUCCCUCAAAGGUGGCAGCUUCUGGUGGCAGGGUUGUGGGAACUUGACCACGCUCAGUUCUCUCGUGCCCUCGAACACCUCACAGACCCCUCCCUGACCCCGACCUUCACUGACGAGAUCCUCCUUACCCUCCUGCGACAUCCAAAAUGCGAGCCGCCCUUAGCAAUGACCUAUUACAUUGCUAUAUCUCCACCACUGGAAGAUCCGGCAGUUCUCGAGGCAUAUUAUGAUUUGAUCAUAAGUAACAACCUGGUGGAAGCGUAUUAUUUCGCACAGAGACAAGACGAGACAAAACAUAAAAUACUGUUUGAGAAACUGGUGGUGGCCGUACUUCAGGACAGCCCUGGGCGUGCUCGGUCGGAGCGGGCAACGCUUCUGGUUGGGCUGCCAUUGACCGUGCAGGAGGAGGUCUGGUUCGAGCGUUGCAUACUGGACGGCGCAGCUUCCAAGCUGCCGGGUGCAAAGGACUCGCUCAUGGCCAGGAGAAUUGUUUUGGGCAGGUCAACUAGCGACCCAAAUGUUCUGGGCAGGCUGAAGGGUGAUGAAAUUGGGGGAAUCAACUGGGACGUCGUCAAAGCGGGAAUUGCCGACGCUGUGUCUUAUUGA